Caenorhabditis sp. 36 PRJEB53466 is the source of this 349-nucleotide messenger RNA. The record is from the annotation of a GenBank genome assembly. NCBI's taxonomy places the organism in Eukaryota, Metazoa, Nematoda, Chromadorea, Rhabditida, Rhabditidae.
AUGGUAAGACACAUAAUGUAUAUUUUCAAAAUUCAAUAUUCUAAUAUUUUCAGUUUGCAACACGACAAAGAAACGUAACGACAAGAAAAUUGUCUACUAAAACCGAGAGACACAACUGCACCGAUUCGAGUAAGUUCUGAAAAUGGAGAAAUCCGUCUACAUACACCACUCUUGUUUAGGAAUGUCCGAAUCUCAGAAACUGUUCCAGCAACCUGAAAAGGCCCCUGAGAAGAGCACUACCAGCAUCCCAAACCACGUGGAUCGCCCGAAAUUGACUUCAAGUUACUCAAAUGCCAACCACUUCUGCCAGACGAGCAGCCAAUCCGAACGCUGCAGCUCGCGGAUCUAA